Messenger RNA from Calypte anna (Anna's hummingbird), 2283 nucleotides. It is a transcript of the gene OIT3, whose product is annotated as oncoprotein induced transcript 3. Gene Ontology annotation, molecular function: calcium ion binding. The transcript is spliced from 9 exons. NCBI's taxonomy places the organism in Eukaryota, Metazoa, Chordata, Aves, Apodiformes, Trochilidae. The coding region runs from base 158 to 1828 and encodes 556 amino acids. The record is from RefSeq and is a predicted model, not a curated record.
CUUCCUCUGAUAAACUUCCAGGAGAGCUAUCAGACCUAGUUUUCAGAAAGCCUGAGGUCAGAAGCUCCACUGAGAGGAAGGCCACAGGAGCCAGAGUGUGUGCAAGGGCUUUCAAGCCUCUGUUACUUGAGUGGUAGCUGUUUCUCGGCUGAGUGGAAUGUUCCAGUACUUGUUUUUCUGUAUUUGCUUCAUCAACCAGUUGCAGCCAGUGUCUUCAAUGGCCCUGGACCCCUGCUCUGCCUACAUCAGCCUGAAUGAGCCCUGGAGGAACACUGAUCAUCAGAUAAAUGGAUCCCAUGGGCAGCCAACCUGUGACAGUCAGAUCUCCGGGGAGUGGUAUCGAUUCACUGGCAUGGCCGGUGAUGCCAUGCCGACCUUCUGCAUCCCGGAGAACCACUGUGGCACCCACGCUCCCAUCUGGCUCAAUGGCAGCCACCCACAUGAGUCGGAUGGCAUCGUCCCACGCCAGGCCUGUGCCAGCUUCAAUGGGAACUGCUGCCUCUGGAACACCACCAUCGACGUCAAGGCCUGUCCCGGCGGGUACUACGUGUACCGCUUGGCCAAACCCAGCGUUUGUUUCCAUGCCUACUGUGGGCAUUUUUAUGACAUCUGUGAUGUGGUGGAUUGCCAGGACUCCUGCAUGGAUACUGGUGACUGCAUGUGUUCUCCAGGGACGACUCUGGGACCUGAUGGACAGACAUGUCUUGAUGAAAAUGAAUGUGAGCAGAACAACGGAGGCUGCAGUGAAUUUUGUGUUAACCUGAAGAACUCUCACCGCUGUGAGUGCGGGAUCGGGCGCACCCUGGGAAGCGACGGGAAAACCUGUGAAGAAAUUGAAGGCUGUCACAAUAACAAUGGAGGCUGCAGCCAUACCUGUAUUGAAGUGGAAGGCACAUACCAAUGUGAAUGUCCAAGGGGACUUGUUCUGUCAGAAGACAACCACACUUGCCAAGUUCCGGUGCUGUGCAAGUCCAGCUCUAUUGAAGUGAGCAUCCCAAAGGACCUGGUUGGAGGCCUGGACCUUUCCCUUAUCAACACUUCCUGCAAAGGAGUAUCCAAUGGCACCCACGUUAACAUCCAUUUCUCCCUGAAGUCCUGCGGCACUGUUGUGGACGUAAUAAAUGAUAAGAUUGUUGCUACCAAUCUGGUGACUGGUUUGCCAAAGCAGACUCCAGGAAGCAACGGGGACAUCAUUGUCCGCACCAGCAAGCUGCUGAUCCCGGUGACCUGCGAGUUCCCGUGCCGCUACACCAUCUCUGAGGGUUAUGUGCCCAACCUCAAGAACUCUCCCUUGGAAAUCAUGAGCCGCAACCAGGGCAUCUUUCCCUUCACUCUUGAGAUCUUCAAAGACAAAGAGUUUGAUGAACCUUACAGGGGUGCUCUUCCUACCCUCAAACUUCGGGACUCUCUGUACUUUGGGAUUGAACCCUUGGUACAUGUCAGUGGCCUGGAGACACUGGUGGAGAGCUGCUUUGCCACUCCCACUUCAAAAAUCGACGAGAUCCUGAAGUACUAUCUGAUUCAAGAUGGCUGUGUUUCUGAUGACUCAGUGAAACAGUACACUUCAAAGGACCAUCUUGCCAAGCAUUUCCAGGUUCCUGUGUUCAAGUUUGUGGGCAAAGACAACAAGGAGGUGUUCCUGCACUGCCGAAUCCUCGUCUGUGGUGCCCUGGACGAGAGCUCCCGCUGUGCCCAGGGCUGCCGGCGGCGGAUGCGCAGGGCGGCUGGGGAGGAGGAAGAGGAGGAGGAGGAGGAGGAGGAGGAAUCCGGUCACAUGGCAAACCACAUCCUGACAGGAGGUCCCAUCAGAAUCGACUUUAAUGAAUAGCACCCACCCACAGCACCUCUGCCUGAGAGCAGCUCUCGUCAGUGCCUUCUUUCAUGGUUGGUUGAGGAAUAAGUAUUUGCUAAAGCCUCACAGGACUCAUUUCCCUCCCUGCACGAUGAUUAUUUGUGAGGGAUGUUGGGCCCUCAGGACAGCCCUCUGAAUGCAUCCUGGACUGCAGAACAUUUUGAUUUUACCUGCUUUUCUUCCCAACAAGCCUUCCCUUGGAGAGGGACCUUGUUGCUUUGCAGGCCUGAAGCAUUACCCAACUUUGUCUUUCCCCACACCCACCUGCAGGCUCCAGAGGACUGUCUGUCCUUGACUACACAAAUUAUUUGAGCCCUUCUUUUGUCAGACCAUGCAAAUCGUAUCAUAGCUGAACAUGUUUGCUGUGCAGUUCUGUGAAUGAUUCUGGAUGACUGUUAAUAAAAACAUGCAUAAAAAUAUGUAUCUCACAA